AUGGUGCUGUACGACGCGAUGAUCGUCGUGAGCGCCAAGGUGCCGAAGACGGCGUGCGCGGACGUGCUGCGACGACUCGGCGCGAGCGUCAUGGACGCGGGCGGGGUGGUGACGAACGUGGCGUCGUACGGCGCGCGGACGCUGGCGUACGAGUUUCGUCGACCGGGGGAGAAACACUUCGAGGCACAGUUUGUGAAGAUGUCGUUUAACGCGCCGCCGACCCUCGUGGCGGAGGCGGAGCGCACGCUGCGCAUCGACGAACGGGUCUUGCGGUGGGUGAUCACGAAAAAGCGCGCUAUGAGGCGAUUGAAUGAUUAUAAGGCGCACGAUCCGAGGAAUCCGAACGCGAUGCAGAGUUAUGAUGGGCGGAAGCCGUCCUGA
Ostreococcus lucimarinus CCE9901 is the source of this 381-nucleotide messenger RNA. It is a transcript of the gene MRPS6, whose product is annotated as Putative mitochondrial ribosomal protein S6. The coding region runs from base 1 to 381 and encodes 126 amino acids. Gene Ontology annotation, cellular component: ribosome. The record is from RefSeq and is a predicted model, not a curated record. The transcript has 2 exons. Gene Ontology annotation, molecular function: small ribosomal subunit rRNA binding; structural constituent of ribosome. Lineage: Eukaryota; Viridiplantae; Chlorophyta; Mamiellophyceae; Mamiellales; Bathycoccaceae. Gene Ontology annotation, biological process: translation.